Ostreococcus lucimarinus CCE9901 is the source of this 1611-nucleotide messenger RNA. RefSeq lists its product with no specific name. The record is from RefSeq and is a predicted model, not a curated record. The transcript has a single exon. Bases 1 to 1611 code for a protein of 536 amino acids. NCBI's taxonomy places the organism in Eukaryota, Viridiplantae, Chlorophyta, Mamiellophyceae, Mamiellales, Bathycoccaceae.
AUGACGGGCGACGCGACGACGCUCGAGGACGUCGUCCCGACGCGCGUGUUCGCGGACUGCGUCCUGCCGUGGAUGGACGCGCGAACGAUCGCGGCGUUCUCGCGAUGCGGCGCGUACGCGGACGCGGCGACGGACGACGACGCGCACUACGAGCGAAGGAUGGCGCGCGCGUGCCGAGGCGCGCUGGCGAGGCAUCCGGGACGCGCGGACGGGACGACGUCGACGCGACGGACGAUGCGAGGGGUGUUCCUGAAGACGUGCGCGACGACGGCGGCGGCGACGGCGCGAGCCGACGACGUCGGAGCGUCGUUUCGAGAGCUCGGGGACGACGCGCGCGCGUACGAGUACGCGUUGAAAGUCGCGUGUCUGACGAGAACGCGCGAGCCGGAGCGCGAGAGCGAGCGGGCGGAGCGGGAGAGGGGGGUCGAUUUCGAUCGGGCGCGCGAAAGCGAGCGCGAAAACUUUGCGGGCUUGGUCGAGGCGUUGACCGUACCACCGCUGCCUUGGGCGCCGACGCACUGCGAUUAUGACGAUCCCGACGGCGAUUCGGAAUCCGGAGCCCGCGGAACGAGGCCGUCGGACGACUACGACGCGGUUUUCGACGACCGAGCGAAGCCGAUAAUUCCGCUAUUGAUUCGAGAACUGUUGGUGAAAGACCCUGGCCUGCGUCGGUUAUGGAAAAACGGAACGCGCGAAGACAUGUUGAGUGCGAUUGAAGCUCGGUUUAAAGGGCUCGUUCCGGCGAUGUGCGAAGUUCUGUCGGCGUACUCUACGCGCGCUAUGGAGGCUCAAAUAUCACUGAAGAGGAAGAAGAAUGAGAAGGUCGUGGGAAAUUUAAUGAAGAUCGGCAGUGGAAGUCCAUCGCAGGACUGGACUCUCGCGCGCACGGCGAUGUGGGCAUCGAACAGUUAUGGAAUGGCGCACGAGCUGUGUCACGUGAUCCCGCUUUUAUCGGCGAUGUUUACGAGCGACGGGUUCCACUUAUGCCCUCCCACUCGCAUCGGCGGCGGUCCGUAUCCGCACGGCGGCCGUCCGACGGGCGAUCUCGAGCGUCGCGCGCUCGUUUCAGACGCGCCGACGACGGCGAACGCGAUGGAUGGGAAUUACCGGGGAUUUCGAUACGCGUUCGACGUUCCACGUCUCUACGCGAACACGCUUCACCCAACCGACCCGAGGUACGACCCGAAGGACGCCGUCGUCUUCAAGCUCAAGCUCUUGAUUCCUCCCGACUACCAGCCCCUCGUGUCGACUCGAGACCGCGCUCACCGGGGCGGUUGGCACGCCGUCGCGCGCGCGUCCGACGACGACGACGUCGACGCGCGUUCUUCGCGAACCAUCACCGCGCACCUCGAAGACGGCUUGGGCAAGGCUGAACUCAAGGGCAUCGUCUACGUCAUCGACGAUUCCGACGCGCGCGACGGUUCCGUCCCCGUCUGCCCUCCCCGCGUGGUCUUACGCGGCCGGUACGCCGGCAACCCCUGGCCCGGCGGUCGCCUGCUGUUUUGCGGUUCCGUCUCCCCGACCGCCGUCUCCGGGUUCGUCUCCAAAGAUUUCGGCGAACCGAGCGAGGUGUUCACGAUGUGGGCCGCGGCCCGUAGCCACAGCCAAUAG